CCCCUCCCCUCCAGUGUACGUGCCGCUUUGCUGCAGCGUGAUGGCGGAUACACCAACACACCGGCUCGGUACCGUCUGCUCCGUGGUUAAAGGCUGUGAAUCCCGUUCUGUUCGCGUCGAAAAUUCUGGGCCGAAUCCGAACAGCGGAAACAUGAGGAUGCCCGUGGCAGAGGUCACCCUCAGUGGGAUGAAUCAGUGCAAACAGGCCCAGGAUCAGCUGGAGGAGGCCAUUAGCGGAGUGUUAAAGGCUGAACAACAGCUGAGGGAGAACGCCAGAGAGGUGCGUGCGGAGCUGCAGACCUGCGUCAGUCGUCAACAGGAGGCGCUGCGGUGCAGGGAGGUGUGGCUUCUGGGUCAGAUCGAACUGUUGGAGCAACUGAAGACGGAGACGCUGCAGCAGCAGCUCCACCAGCUGCACCGGCUCAGAGGACAGUUUGAUGUAAUCAGUCAUCAGAUGCAGAACUCCAACAACAACGACUUAAACAACCAGCUGACGAGCUGCAUGGAGAAUUUGUCGUCCCUCAAUCUGACUCCAGAGGAAUCUCCUCAUAUGAGUUUUCAAGCCGACACUCGUUCUCUCAGAGCCGCCAUCACCUCCUUUGGCUCCGUCAGCGCUCAGCAGGCUGAGGGUGUGUCCUCUCAGAGCCCCACCCCCUGCAGAGGACUGGUGCAGAACUGUCCUGUCAUCGCCAAGAAACAGAAGACAGACACUUCAGUUCUGAGUAACUGGCUGCUUGGACCACGCCCUGGAAGCAGUGCUCCUAUUGGCUACCAGUCUAGUAAGAACCCAGAGGACUGGUUGGUGUCGCACAGAGAGAACAAGGUCUCUUCCUGUCCCGUCCUGAACCACAUGGACUUCCUGAAGGCCUGGGGUCAGCUGAAGGACCUGGAAGCGUGGCUUCUGCAGGAGCAGCCAAUCAGCAGAGAUAGGAGUAGCAGCUGCAGCUCCUCCUUCUCCAUUGAGAAGAUUGACGAAUCAGAGCUUGCCAUGUCUCCACAUGAUGGUGAUCAGGACCAGGACCCAGAUUUGGGCGACUGGCUUAUUACCCCUUCCCCUGUCACCAAGGAGACAGAUGCGGAGCGUUGGCGCCAGGUGCUGAAACCAUUUGAGGAUAACUGGGCAUCAUCUGAUUGGCUGGCAGGAUCCAGAAGCUCCGCCUCCUCUGACUGCUCCUCCUGCUGUCAGACCAAAACCAAAGCUGUGGAGAUCGAGAAUCUCGGUCAGCUCAAGUGCCUGAAGACCCCGCCCCCCUCCAGCCCCACCUUCCCUCCCAGUCCCAUUCCCCAGGUGGCGUUGGAUGCGUGGCUUCAGCAGGUGGCCCCGAUCCAACAGGCCUGUCGUGCCAACGAGCCAUGCUCUGCCUACUCCGACUGUGUCUGUGAUGAGAACUGUGGGAAACAAGCUCUGAGCCGUUGGCUGCUCACACAGGAGGGGCGGGACAAGAACGGAGUACCUGUUGCCAAGACCCCACCCUCUGCCAAGAACGCCCCGCCCACAGUCAGUGACAGAGAGCAGAAGGUUCAGGCAAUCCUCGAGGCUUGGCUCCACCCCAGCACCCCCCAGUCCCCGCCUCUGUCCCAGUCCACGCCUCCUUCCUGCAAGACUCCACUGACCUCUUCUUUGUCGGGUUGGGUGGUCCAGCAGGAGGCGGCCACCAGGGACGACCACUCCCACUUCAAACCGUCCUCAUCCUCCUUGUCUUCAUCCCCGUUCCAGUGCCCCCUGGAGGCAGAUCUCUGGGUGCUGCCAGAGAAAACACCCCCUCCGUCAGUCUGUGAAGAGGACAAGUGGCUCCUGAAGAAGAAGAGUCAAGCUCAGGAACGUCUGACGCUGCCCGCCGUCUGCGAUCUGUUCUCCUGCAUGAAAAUGGGUGGAGACAAAGAAAAGUGGCUGCACAGGGCUCCUGUACAGAUGUGAAACGACCACUGAUGACGAAGCUUCUGGAUGUUUCUUCUUCUUCCUCAUCUUCUUCUCUCAGAGUCACUUUAUCGCUGAUCAGCGCACAUAACGUAACCACCUAAUCAAUGCAGACGCCUUUUCCUGCCACCACUGUCAUCCAAUCAGGAUCCAGAGCAUAGUUUAAAGGAGCAGUCGCACAUUUUCAUCUGGAACAAAGAAUCGUUAAUGAGCCUUAAAAUGUGCGAGUGCGAGUGGGACAGAUCCUGACAUGGAACAGAGCUCUAAAGGGGUGGGACAUGUAUGUAUGGGCGGGGCUACACAUAAAAGUGGGUGGGCUUAAAGUUAGUCUUUAUUUUUAAUCAUUAUUAAACAUAUUUUUAUGACUUUAACAGAAUCAGCCUUUUUUGGCCGAAUGUUCCUUUAAUUUACUCAGUCUAAUUAUGUCAUAAGUGAUGGGACAGGUCACAUGACUGCUGUGAUUGGACAGAAACAGGAGGUGCUUUUUAUGGAAGCUGUUUGAUUUGUUUUGGUUUUUGGGGGCGGGGCUUUGAUUUCUUUUGCUGCAACUCUACAGUGAACAAAUAAAUAAUCUCAAUGACUCUG
Molecule: messenger RNA, 2503 nt
Organism: Sphaeramia orbicularis (orbiculate cardinalfish)
Lineage: Eukaryota; Metazoa; Chordata; Actinopteri; Kurtiformes; Apogonidae
Gene: ncoa4
Product: nuclear receptor coactivator 4
Exons: 10
Coding region: 41-1918 (625 amino acids)
Biological process (GO): intracellular iron ion homeostasis; response to hormone
Molecular function (GO): transcription coactivator activity
Source: RefSeq, a predicted model, not a curated record